This is a messenger RNA of Racocetra persica, 849 nucleotides long. The record is from the annotation of a GenBank genome assembly. NCBI's taxonomy places the organism in Eukaryota, Fungi, Glomeromycota, Glomeromycetes, Diversisporales, Gigasporaceae.
AUGCCUUAUGGAGAGUUUGAGAUAAUUAAUGAUGAGGAGGUGGUUUUAGAUGUUGAAGAAGUUCAAAAAAAAGAAGGAUUCUUUGAACUCACUUAUUCUGGCGGAAUGCUAUUAGCGGAGCCGUCAGAUAAUAUAGUUCAGGGUUCAAGAGGAGAAAAUUACGAAAGAUUUGCUAUAAUUGGUAGCGACGAUAGGGUGGCUGGCGAAAAUUAUGGUUAUGGGGAAAAUCUAAAUAUUGAUUUUGAUUAUAUUCUCUCUCAUGAAAAAAUUGAAGAAUUAAAAUCCGCCAAACAAGGGGAUAUAUUUCAAUUUACUUUCAACGGGUUUUUAGAAAAGGAUUCAAACAACAUUUUCAUAGACAUAAUAACAAAGAGAGCCCAAAGUGAUAACGAGGAAGAGGCGCAGAAAGAAACGAUACCAGCGGAAACGGAGGAAUUAAGAAAGGACAUUUUCGCCACUCUCGCCGAUUUAGAAAGUGGUUGGGAAAACCAAGAGGAGGAGAACGAAAUGGAAGGAGGAGAAAAGAAAAUAAUACCUGGCUAUAAAGAAAGGCUGGUGGCGAUAGAUAACCCUAGUUUUGAGGAGUUGCUGAAAAUUGGCGAGGAAGUAAUAAAAAAUAGAGUUAGAAUUGAAAACAUUAAAUAUUUAAAUGCAGUGGGAGAAGUGGUUGACGAGGCUGGUGUCGGUACAGAAGAAACUGAUUUUCCGAAAUAUGACCCAGAAAAACAUAGUGAAAACGAGGAAGUGUUUAGAUUAAGCGAGAUUCAUCUCCGGGCUAAAACUUUGAAACAAGUCCACGAUAAAUUGAAAAACGAUUUCUCUAUUGACAUUUACCAAGAUGAAAAUUGA